Molecule: messenger RNA, 1545 nt
Organism: Cladophialophora yegresii CBS 114405
Lineage: Eukaryota; Fungi; Ascomycota; Eurotiomycetes; Chaetothyriales; Herpotrichiellaceae
Exons: 1
Coding region: 1-1545 (514 amino acids)
Molecular function (GO): hydrolase activity, acting on carbon-nitrogen (but not peptide) bonds
Source: RefSeq, a predicted model, not a curated record
AUGACACGACACAAGGUCCUACCCACGCGGUCGUCCAGACCAUCGACAUCUGAGACCAUCGAAUCUGGCUCAGAACCCGAGCACGUCUCCUUCAAUAGUAAUCAGCGACCUCAGCAAGACGAGUCCCGCAGUCAUCAGCCGUUUGGCGCGUCCUCAAGACCGCGAGAACAACUCCCUCCUCAGCAUGCUUCCAGCCAAUCCUCAAUUCCAGCAUCUCUAGUAGACCACCGACCCAAGAAGACACACCUCAUCAAUGCUACGCUUUUCAUCCCUGGCCGCGGCAAACCCCUCCACAAUCACUCAGUAAUUUUUCAAGACGGAAUCAUAACGGCCGUCCAGCCGACCUCCGCGCUGCCUCCCCCUUUCAAGAAUAUUCCAUCAACAGACGUCCCUGUGUUAAUGCCUGGCCUCUGGGACUGUCACGUCCACUUUCUCGGGUCCAAGACAUUUAAUUUUGCCGAGAUAGCAACCCAACACCCCGCCCUCGCUGGGGCGAGGAUUGCGAAGAACCUGCACGACGUGCUGAUGAGCGGGUUCACCUCCGUGCGCGAACUGGCUGGCUACGGUCUGGAUGUGUCUAAGGCUAUUAAAGAAGGCUCACUCGUCGGACCCAACAUCUACUCCUCCGGGGCUGCUAUCUCCCAGACAGCAGGUCACGGCGACGUCUUCGACCUGCCCUCGGGGUUCGUAGACUCAGUGUUCGGGGUGCGGGAUACGCAGGCCAAUGCCCUCGCGCCGGGUACCGGGCCGAUGAUCAUCGCCGAUGGAGUCGACGAGUGUCGCCGCGCGGUUCGCCUCCUCAUCCGCCGUGGUGCCACGUGCAUCAAAGUCUUUGCCAGUGGGGGCGUGCUUAGCAUCGCGGACGAUCCGCUGAGGCAGCAGUUCUCCUUGGCCGAACUGCAGACCAUUGUUGCGGAGGCGGAGCGCAACGGGCGCGUCGUGGCCGCGCAUGUCCAUGGGAAAGCGGGCAUCAUGGCGGCGAUCAUGGCCGGCGUGCAUACGAUCGAACACGGCACAUACAUGGACGAGGAGUGCAUCGAAGAUAUGAAGAAGCGUGGCAUCGUGUACGUUCCUACCCGCACCAUCGUCAAGGUUGGCGUCGACCACCCGGAGUUGAUGUCUCCAGAGUCGUAUCGCAAAAUGCUCAUCACGGCACGCCAUCAUAAAGAGGCGUACCGGCUGGCUGUGCGUUCGGGGGUCAAGAUCGCGCUAGGCACGGAUCUGGGUAUCAGCGCUCCGACGGAUCAUCCGCUGGCGCAUGGGCGGAGUGGGGGAGAACUGUCCUAUGCGGUAAGUGAUGGAGGAAUGACGCCUCUGCAGGCCGUUGAGGCCGCGACGGCCAUGGGGCCCGAAACACUGGGAGAUCUAGGCAUGAAGCCGGAGAGUGGCGUUAUCAAGAUGGGAUAUGAUGCCGACAUGAUUGCGCUCAAGGAGGAUCCGUUGCAGAACAUGGACCUCUUCGAGAAGCCGGAGAACAUCACGCACGUAUGGAAAGGAGGGCGGCUAUUCAAGAGUCCCAGAAUGAAGAGCGAAAGCCCGUUCUGA